Sinocyclocheilus grahami is the source of this 1519-nucleotide messenger RNA. RefSeq names its product DIS3-like exonuclease 2. Gene Ontology annotation, cellular component: P-body. The transcript is spliced from 11 exons. Lineage: Eukaryota; Metazoa; Chordata; Actinopteri; Cypriniformes; Cyprinidae. The record is from RefSeq and is a predicted model, not a curated record. Gene Ontology annotation, molecular function: RNA binding; 3'-5'-RNA exonuclease activity. Gene Ontology annotation, biological process: miRNA catabolic process; mRNA catabolic process. The coding region runs from base 83 to 1519 and encodes 478 amino acids.
AAAGGAAAGCUUACCACAAAACAAUAAAGAUAAAGGCACUAAAGGUGGUAGAGGGUUCCGGAAGCAACUGUUUGAGCACUACAUGUGCACUGAGGAUGUUUCUGCAGGCCUGGAAAGAGGAGAACUCAUAAAGGGAGUACUGAGAAUAAACCCUAAGAAGUACAUGGAAGCUUUUGUCCCGUCUCCUGAUGGGUCAGCUGAUAUCUUUCUGGAUGGGAUUGCAGCUCGUAACAGGGCUCUCAAUGGAGAUGAUGUUGUGGUGAAAGUCCUCCCCUCUGAACAGUGGAAGGCAGUCAGUGGAGAUAUAAACGAGAGAACUUUUGCCAAUCAGAUGGUGCCAAAGGCUCCUGAUGUCAUAGUGGAGGCCCAUUACAAUGAAGAUGACGAGGUGAUCGGUAAAAUGAAGAAUGUCAGUCUCCAUGAUAAAGCCCUUGUCACAACACAAUCUGUCAUACAUGGAAGCGCAUUCAACAUUUCUGGAUCAAGUUCAGAGAGAGCUAUGCAAAGGACUGGAAAGGUUGUAUUCAUUUUUGAGCAGAAGCACUCAAGGGCAGCAUCAGGCUUCCUUAAAUUUCUCCCCAACAAGAAUUUUGCAAUGUUCUCUCCUGUGGACCAUCGGAUUCCGAGAGUUAAUUUGCCUCUAGCAGACUGUCCUGCAGACUUUGUCUCCAGACCUGGAGACUAUGAAAACACACUCUUUAUCUGCCGAAUAACACACUGGCCAGCAGACAACAACUUUGCUGAAGGGCGGCUUGCAAAAACGUUAGGGCAAGCAGGUGAAAUAGAGCCAGAAACCGAAGGCAUCAUGACUGAAUAUGAUGUUGACUUCUCCGAAUUUUCAGAGGAGGUCUUGAAUUGUCUUCCCCAAGAUCUGCCCUGGAGCAUCCCUGCUCAUGAGCUCUCUAGAAGAAGAGAUCUCAGAAAAGAAUGUGUAUUUACCAUCGACCCAGCUACAGCCAGAGAUCUAGAUGAUGCACUAUCCUGCAAACAGCUCUCAGAUGGCAAUUUUGAAGUUGGUGUUCAUAUAGCUGAUGUGAGUUACUUUGUGGAGGAGGGAAGUGUCUUGGAUCAAAUCGCUGGUAAAAGAGCCACAAGUGUUUAUCUGGUUCAGAAGGUAAUUCCCAUGUUGCCUCGACUUCUGUGUGAGGAGCUGUGCAGCUUGAAUCCUCUGACUGAUCGACUGACAUUCUCUGUUAUUUGGAAGCUUUCUCCAGAGGGAAAGAUCCUGAGUGAGUGGUUUGGCCGAACUGUUAUCUGUUCCUGCAUUAAGAUGAGUUAUGAUCAUGCUCAGAGUAUGAUUGAAGCUCCUGACAAGCAUUUCAGUGCCGAAGAGCUGCCACCCUGCUCCCCGAACCACAGAAUCCAUGAGAUACAAGAAGCCAUUCUUGACUUGCACAACAUUGCCAAACAACUCCGAGCCCAGCGCUUUGAGGGCGGAGCUUUACAGCUUAACCAGGUCAGACAGACCAGACUUCAGUCUGGACAUUUACUGUACCAUCAACGUGUUUCAUUUUACUGA